Molecule: messenger RNA, 3174 nt
Organism: Bacillus rossius redtenbacheri
Lineage: Eukaryota; Metazoa; Arthropoda; Insecta; Phasmatodea; Bacillidae
Exons: 2
Coding region: 1834-3174 (446 amino acids)
Molecular function (GO): zinc ion binding
Source: RefSeq, a predicted model, not a curated record
UGUAGCCUAAAUAUAUAUAUAAAUUGUAAAUAAAUAAUAUAUUUAUUAUAAUAUACAUAUAUAUGUAUCCUAAAAUCAUAUAUAUCAUAAAAUAUAUAAUGCAAUAUAUAAUGUAAUAUAAUACGUAAUGUAAUGUAAUAUAAUGUGUAGCAAUAUCGGCUACACUUGUAAUUAAAAAAUAUUCUAACAAGCGGUGCAGAAAGUCUGGAAAAUUGCCAAGUGCAAAUCAAACACCCGCGGGUGAAAUCACGGGGAAUGCGUUGAAAAACUUAUAAUGUAAGUAUUAUUAUUUAAAGUUACAAUUACCUUUUUAUGCCUGGUGUUUUUUAUUUGGCGUCUCUCUGUUGUGUUUUCGGAUGCGCGAAACUGAUAUUUGGCUUAUACCUGUGUAUCACGCAGCUCUUUCGGUUGCUUUCGCAAGAGGUACUAGCAGACAUUUGUUGGCAGCUUCUUCAUUACAACACUGGAUUACACCACUUAUAAUUCCCCUCUCCCCACUAUGUAUUACUUUAUAGUAUCUUGAAUGUCCUGCGUCGGGCUCCAUUGUUCACUUCAGACUGAGAGCGUGGCGCCUGAUGUUUUUGCUAUGAACCGCAUAGCGGCUGAUGUGCGCGCGCAACUGCUUCCCCUCUCAUUUACUCUUCCCCGCUUCCCCGCAAAACGACACGCCAAGACGUCGCGGCCCUACAGUAAAUGUUUUUCCAGGCCCAAAGGAAAACCCUCAUAUUUGUUUUAAAUAUGACUGUGGGAAACAAUCCCAUGUUCCCCAAGUUGAUUUUUUUGGGUCACCAUUCAUCCUUCACAAAGUGACUCACUUAGAAUGUUCCCAAGGACCAAAAUAUUAUGAUACGAAAGCAGAAACUUCACAAAUGGUAAAUAAAUGUUUGCAAAAUGUCUAGGCAUCAGAAUUUUUUAAAUAGUAAGACCUGCAAUGGUUAACUAAGUACACAUUUAGUUACUUUCUCUUUGCAAUAAACCAUCAGUAUGUUACUGACCAGAUAAGUAGUGUGUUAUCUUUUUUUUUUUUUUUUUUUUAGUUAUUUGAUAAUAUUUAAUCUAAUUAUUACAGAAAUGUUAUAGCUGACACUCAACUUAAAAAUACCAAUUAACACAACAAUCAUUAACAGAAUUUCAUUUUGUGUAGAAGAGGUAUAUACUCUUUGCCCACUGUUUGCUUUAAAAUUCUUUCCUUGUGUUGGGAAUGAUAAAUGUUUUGAGGAUAUGAAGGUGUGUCUGUCCCCCUAUUCCUCCUUCAUUAACACACAACCUUUAAAACGCUAUCUUUAACAAUAGAUUGACAAAAUAAAAAAUUAAUAAGUAGACUUUUUUACUAUUAUUAAUUAAACAGCAACUCUUUUAUGUAUAGAAAAUUUAUGAUUUGUUUUUCAGGAGGAUCAUCCCAACACUAAAAAAAAAAAGAUUUAAUGUCUGCAACACUAAGAAAUUAGGUUGCCCUGCGUGGAUGACAGUCAAGUGUAUUCGAGUUUUUUUCUCAAAUCACACUUGACAGCUUAACAUGGAGAAAGAAAAAACUUGCUUUACAGAAUCUCAGGGAAGCAUUGACACAAACACCACCAGCUGAAGGUCACUUGCGUUUUUACAUCAAGGCCAGCACAGAAACAAGCCACACGCACACAACUGCUUCAACAGAAAUUUGUCAAAGACUGGACCAAAGCAUCACGAAUGAAAUAAAAAGAAUAGUAGGCAGUGGCAUAACAUCUGUACGAGAUGUAAAAAUGCUGCUCUCUCAGCACAUUGAGAAACAAUUUGGUAAUUGUCAAAAUUACCCUGACCAAAAGAACAGUGGCUUCUUCCCCAGUGACUCAGUAAUAUAUGGUCACAUAUACAGAACAAUUUAUGAAAAGAAUAAAACAACCAUUGACCAAGAAGCCUUGCAAAAAACUUUGGAGGAUUGGAAAGCUACAAAUCCUGAUGACAGUUUUUUUUUAUAGAGCCUAUGAAGAGAUGGAGAAUGGCUCUGAUGUUACCUUGCUUUUCUGUCACCAAACACAAUGGCAGAAAGACUUACUUCGGCAUUAUGGCCAAGUAUGUUUAUUGGAUGCGACCUACAAAAUAACAAAAUAUUCUAUUCCUUUAUUUUUUCUGGCCGUAAAAACUAAUGUUGGAUACAGUGUAGUGGGAACAUUUGUCAUCCAAGCAGAGAGUACUCGUUUGAUUCAAGAGGCUCUAAGUAUUUUUAAAGAGUGGUUACCGGACUGGAAGGCAAAAUUUUGGAUGACUGAUUUUAGCGAAGCUGAAAUAUCUGCUAUCGAAAACACAUUUCCAGAUUCCACUGUAUAUUUGUGCGCAUUUCACAGAGAACAGGCAUGGCAAAGAUGGUUAAGAAAAACUGAAAAUUCAGUUUCUGGAGAUCCACAAGACAUUUUAAAUUUAUGGCGUAAUGUUGCAAACUCAUCAACAAAAGAACAAUUUCAUAUUCAAGUGAAUAGCUUGAAAAACAGUGAUAUCAUGAAAAAAAAUCCAAAAGCUGAACAGUAUUUUUCAACACAAUGGCUCUCUGUAGCUUAUCGAUGGGUUCAGGCAUUUCGUGAAAAAGACUAUGCUGUUGUGAUCAAUACCACAAAUGGUGUAGAAAGCCAGAACAGAGUCCUGAAAUACUCUUACUUGUAUCACAAUUCUGCAAAAUCCCUUACAGCCAUGCUAACAACAGUCAUCAAAAGUUAUCUUCCUGACUCGUACAAAAAGUAUUGCUUAAAAAAUACCACACCGAAAUUGUACAACCCUCAAAUUCCAAAAUACCUCCAUAAUAGACCAGAAAGUUUUAUAAAACACGUUUUACCAAGACUUACUACAGCUGAAACUGAGUACAACAGCAGCAGUAUUGAGGAAAUUUCUGAAGGACUGUUUGGAGUUCCACAGUCAAAUAAUGCCAAUCAGUUUUACAUAGUAAACUUUGAUGAAGCUACAUGUACCUGCCAAGAUUUUAUAAUGCACAGACUACCCUGCAAACAUAUGUGUGCUGUGUUUCAGUUUGUGCCAUCAUGGGACUUUGAUAAAAUGAAUGCAGCAUACAAAAAUCAUCCGUGCAUUACUUUAGAUGCCAAACACAGCUAUUACACUCAUAGCAAUACAGACACUACUGAACUUCCUUCAGAAAAAAAUCCAAACAAGCAAAAUACUGAUCAGGCUGAGCCUGUAAUACAUUCAAAUUAA